Diaporthe batatas is the source of this 1353-nucleotide messenger RNA. RefSeq lists its product as uncharacterized. The transcript has 2 exons. Bases 321 to 881 code for a protein of 186 amino acids. The record is from RefSeq and is a predicted model, not a curated record. Lineage: Eukaryota; Fungi; Ascomycota; Sordariomycetes; Diaporthales; Diaporthaceae.
AUUGAAGGGGCCGGUCGCAGUGAUUUGAGCGGCGAUCGGCGUACAAUAGCACUGCGACGCUGCCGGUGAAUCCUUCCCUGCACCCGAAAGAGAAGGUCCAGAUUUGAGACUAGCAUCUCACUGCAGAUCCAUUAGAUGCGUGGACUCGUAUCAGGUCUUGGCAAUAGCACCCCGGUGGCAUCGUGUGCGAUCCUUCGGGCUGAAGCUCCCCCAUAAAUGCCCAGGUGCCCACGGCUCGGGCACGCCUUGAUGGCCUCGAAGGUAUUCAAAAAAGCAUAGCAGAUCUUAAAAAGGACCCCGUCUGUCUUCCACAGCACAGAAUGCUGCUACCAGUGAGCGUUGUGCUCUCCUCGGCCAUGGCCGCCACUGCGUGUGUCAUUCCGGACGAGCCACUGUCCAACAACAUUCCAGAAGGCUUUGCGAUCCAACUGCAGAACUCGUCCUUCCCGGAUAUUCACAACCACUUCCUCAACAUCUGGGACUGGGGCCAAGGUGACCAGCAUCUUUUCGUCAGCCCCGCCGGCAACUCGACCAACGAGCUGACGCUGGUGGACGGGGUUAUUACGCUGCCGUGGAGUCCACCGCGGCGUGCCUGCAUCAAUGGAGAGUACGAGGUCAAGGACAAUACGACCAAGAUCUUUAUGACGGACCGCAGUGACCCCCGUGCCAUCUUCAAUGUCGCGUACGGCUGCAACCCCGACACGGACGCGCUGCAGACGGAGCUCCACAUUGCCUCCCGAGGUGACCUGGCCCAAGGGGGCACUGUCGGCGUGCGGCCAUUCAACUUCAUGUACGACUUCCGUUGGAUUCCGGAAGGGACCACAGCUUAUGACCCUGAUCGCCCGUUUACAAAGGUGACUCUUGUGGUGGUUCAUCCUUGAUGGCGGACAAGGGCUAGGGGAGGCCAGGGAUGGAAGCCUCCUUGCUGGAUGAUGUGGAGAGGAGUGUCUCACGGACGCGAGGUGGCUGGUAAGAACCCUGGAAGCUCUUUUAUAAAUGCCCCAUGGCGAUAAACGGUGGUUCAGUGAUGGAAAGUGUCAUUUCUAAGGUGCCCUCAGGUGGAUGGAUGGUGCUGACCGCCAUUGUAUGUUUUUUAAACGCCGGGUCUGUAUGUCUUCGUACGUAUAGGGAAUAGUGCAACCACUGCACCAGGACCGAGCGGUGAUAAGAGUGAGGCCGAAUUAAGAUGUGGCCCAAGCGCCUUGGCAUGCUCGCUGCAUGUGGUCUUGUACGCCCGUCUCCAUUCCCAGGUACCUAGGUACCUACCUACCUAGGUACCCAGGCAGGUAACUAACCUAGGUACUUAGUAGGUACCUUAGGUAGGCAGGUAGUCAAAAUACGGCCUGGUUGCUC